Molecule: messenger RNA, 2001 nt
Organism: Hevea brasiliensis (rubber tree)
Lineage: Eukaryota; Viridiplantae; Streptophyta; Magnoliopsida; Malpighiales; Euphorbiaceae
Exons: 4
Coding region: 1-2001 (666 amino acids)
Source: RefSeq, a predicted model, not a curated record
AUGAAAAGACCACCUGAAUUUGAUGAUGUUGAAGUACUGGGAUUAGAUGAAAAUGAGGAAGAGGAAGAGUUGAUGCAAGAAAUUGGCAGUGAAAGAAGAAGGCAAGCACUGGAAGUUACAGGUACUAGUGCUUUUAAAAAACCAAAAGUUUUACCACCACAAAGUAGUAGAGGGCCUAUUGACUGUUAUUUUUCCCCUAGACCAGCUGUUUUGGGAAAAAAUAUGAGGCAAACUACCAUUGAUGAAAAUAGUCCAGCUAAAAAGGAGUUAAGGGAGCGUGCUUGUGUUGCCAUAGCACGAUGGAUGUAUGAUGUGGGAAUAGCUUUUAAUGCUGUGAAUUAUGAUAGCUUUGGGGAAAUGAUUCGAACAAUUGAAAAUUAUGGGAAAGAAAUGAAACCUCCAAGUUUUCAUGAGGUUAGAGUUCGGUUACUUAACAAAGAAGUGCAAAUCACAAAUGAUCUUCUCGAGUCUCAUAAAGAAGAAUGGGAAAAUUAUGGAUGUACAUUGAUGUGUGAUGGAUGGACGGAUAGAAAAGGGAGAACCUUGAUUAAUUUCUUGGCUAAUAGUCUAAAGGGAAGUGUAUUUAUUAAAUCAGUUGAUGCAAGUGAUGAAUCAAAGACAGCGGCAUUGUUGACUAGUUUGAUUGAGAAAGAAUUGAUGGAAAUUGGUUCUGAAAAAGUAGUUCAAGUUGUUACAAAUAAUGCAUCAAAUAAUGUUGCAGCAGGGAGAAUAUUGGAAGCAAAUUUUUCUCAUCUAUACUGGACUCCAUGUGCAGCUCAUUGUAUAGAUUUGAUGUUGGAGGAUAUCUUUAAGAUCCGUGUUUUCAAAGAAACAUUCCGCAAAGCUGUUGAGCUUACUGGUUUCACAUAUGGCUCUUCAGGAGUUCUAAAUAUGUUGCGGAAGUUUACUAAUGGAGUAGAAUUGCUAAGGCCAGGGCAGACUAGAUUUGCUACUGCUUUUAUUACACUGGGAAGGAUUCAUCUUCAGAAAGCCAACAUUAGAAAAAUGUUUACUUCGGAAAGUUGGACAACUAGUAAAUGGGCUAAAGAGGUGAAAGGCAAAAAGUAUGAAAGGACGGUUUUGAGUCCUGCCUUCUGGAAUCAUAUUGUUUAUGCUCUUAAGGUUUCUGGUCCUCUUGUUCAUGUGCUUCGACUUGUUGAUAAUGAAAAAAAAUCAGCUAUGGGAUAUAUUUAUGAAGCCAUGGAUAGGGCUAAAGAAGCCAUUGCCAACUCACUCAAUGGCAAUGAAGAGAAAUACAAGAGCAUUUUUGAGAUUAUUGAUGCGAGAUGGUCACUUCAAUUGCAUCGCCCUUUGCAUGUCUUUGGAUACUUUUUGAAUCCUGAAUUUUUUUAUCCAAAUAAGAUGAGAAUUGAAUCUGAUGAAGAAGUCAAUACAGGAUUGCUUUCAUGCAUUCAUAAAAUGGAAAAAAAUUCAGCAAAAGUUGAUAUGAUUCUUGAUGAAAUUGAGAAAUACAAGGCAACUCUAGGACCUUUGGUUCUGAGUCUCACAUGUAGUGCAAGUAGUUGCGAAAGAAAUUUGAGUGUAUUUGAGCAUCUUCAUAGUAAGAAAAGAAAUCGGCUAUUUCAAGAACGCUUGGACAAUUUGGUAUAUGUGAAGUACAAUAGAGCGUUGCUACGUCGACACACUUUUGGGGAUAUCACAACACCUAUUGAUUUGGCAAAUAUUGAUGAGAGUAAUGAAUGGUUGCUUGGUGAAUUAGAAAAAGGUGAUGGGGAUGAUGAUGAUGAUAAUUCUCUUAUUUUCAUGAAUGACGUAUUGACUUGGGGUGAUGUUGGUAGAGCAGCUGGAGUUUCUGAAUCUCGUUAUGAAUCGAGAUCGGCUGCAAGAUCAACACUACCAGUUGAAACUCUAUCAUUUCGAAGGCCUCGUGCAAUGACAGGUGCAUCCUCUUCGCAAGUUGAUGAUGAUGAAGAGGAGGAAGAAUUUGUGAUGGCCGUUGUUGAAAAUGAAGAUGAUUUUGGGAAUCUUGAUGAUGAGUAG